This is a messenger RNA of Nothobranchius furzeri (turquoise killifish), 1143 nucleotides long. RefSeq names its product uncoupling protein 1 (gene ucp1). The record is from RefSeq and is a predicted model, not a curated record. Gene Ontology annotation, molecular function: oxidative phosphorylation uncoupler activity. Lineage: Eukaryota; Metazoa; Chordata; Actinopteri; Cyprinodontiformes; Nothobranchiidae. Gene Ontology annotation, biological process: mitochondrial transmembrane transport; response to cold; adaptive thermogenesis.
GGAAACAUGGUGGGACUCAAACCCUCAGAUGUUCCUCCUCCUCUGGGGGUAAAGAUGGCAAGUGCUGGAGCAGCAGCAUGUGUGGCUGACAUUGUCACCUUUCCUCUGGACACGGCUAAAGUCAGACUACAGAUUCAGGGAGAGAAGAAGGGAGUGGAGGGCAUCCGCUACAGAGGGGUGUUUGGAACAAUCAGCACCAUGAUCCGAACAGAGGGGCCCAGAUCUUUGUACAAUGGGCUGGUGGCUGGACUUCAGAGGCAGGUGUGCUUUGCCUCCAUCAGGAUCGGCCUCUACGACAACGUCAAAAACUUCUACACCGGUGGCAAAGACAAUCCAAGCGUGCUGAUGCGGAUCCUUGCUGGCUGCACAACAGGUGCCAUGGCCGUAUCGUUUGCACAACCCACUGACGUGGUUAAGGUUCGAUUCCAAGCCCAGAUGAACCUGGAUGGUGUGGCUCGUCGCUACAACGGCACAAUGCAAGCGUACAGACACAUCUUUCAAAACGAGGGAUUACGUGGACUCUGGAAAGGAACACUACCCAACAUCACCAGAAACGCACUGGUCAACUGCACAGAGCUGGUUACCUACGACCUGAUCAAAGAGGCCAUUCUUCGACACAAACUGAUGUCAGAUAACCUCCCGUGUCACUUUGUAUCUGCAUUCGGAGCGGGCUUUGUUACCACGGUGAUCGCCUCCCCAGUAGAUGUGGUAAAAACCAGAUACAUGAACUCUCCGCCAGGCCAGUAUAAGAGUGCUAUGAACUGUGCAUGGACCAUGCUGACUAAGGAGGGGCCCACUGCUUUCUACAAAGGAUUUGUUCCAUCAUUUCUGAGGUUGGGGUCGUGGAACGUUGUGAUGUUUGUCUCGUUUGAGCAAAUCAAGCGGGCCAUGAUGGUCACAAAGAAGAGGAUUGAAGCAGCUAACUGAGGCCUAGCUGGAGUAGGUCGGAACAAGAAGGAAUGUCUGUUUUCCUAAAAAUUGAGACAUUUUUAUUUAACUUUACAUGUAUAAUUCACCUUUUGUCUGAGUCGUUAGCACCUGAAGACCUGCUGGGUGAUACCUCCUAAACAUGUGCACACAAACAUCUGUACCAUGAAUGUAAAAUUUGUUGCUGUAAAUCUUAAAUAUAGUUGAUGUUUUACA